Dromaius novaehollandiae (emu) is the source of this 956-nucleotide messenger RNA. It is a transcript of the gene HEMGN, whose product is annotated as hemogen. The transcript is spliced from 4 exons. Lineage: Eukaryota; Metazoa; Chordata; Aves; Casuariiformes; Dromaiidae. Gene Ontology annotation, biological process: cell differentiation; regulation of osteoblast differentiation. Gene Ontology annotation, cellular component: nucleoplasm. The record is from RefSeq and is a predicted model, not a curated record. The coding region runs from base 299 to 859 and encodes 186 amino acids.
GGGCACCCGAGGCCCGGUUUAGCAGCAGUGAGUGCAAACUUCCCAUGCAAAGGGGAAUUACUUGCGGCGUAGGAGCACUAACAUGUUUUGCAAUCAGUACAGUAGGACCUGGGCAGACCCUCACACACCUUUGCACCGUGAUAAGGAGAAUAUUAUUACUCUGCUAGUGGCCUGGCCAGAUAAGCUGUUUUGGGCGGGCAGUCUGCACUUUUUUCGAGCUCUCCUUUUGCUGCACCACUAACUCCAGAUGACCUUCCCAAGGAACUAAGCUGCUUUUUAUUUAAAACCGCAAAGAGCAAUGGAGAGUUUAGGUAAAGACCAUGCUUACUCGGACCCUUCCCUGCCACCCUCCGCAUCCCGUGAGGAAUACGCCGUGCCAGAUGUCAUCAUCACACGCCGCUUGAGAGACCGGGAGUUGCUCCGGAAAAGAAAAGCAGAAGCCCAGGAGAAAGACUCAAUUCAGUGGGUUCUGGGGGAGCAGGAGAAAAGCAAACGGCAAAAGAGGGGCAGAGGCGCGGGGAGAGGACGAGGCCGCCAGCUGGUUACGGAGCCCAAACCGGAGCCCGACCUGGAGCCGGACCCUCGGCCCGAAGUGCUGGAGGGAGAUAAGCAGGCACCGGCUGAGCCAGCAGCACCCACGCCAGCGUGUCAAGCCCCGCCGCCCGUGCUGACCUCUCAGGAGCUCCUCGGUGGGACCCCUCAGGGGGCUGCGGAAGGGGAGCCGGCAGACGGGAGCCGGCGUCCGGAGGGUGAAGAGGCAGUCCUGAAACCAGAUGAAGCAGAAAUACCGGAGGCUUUGAAUAUUCCCCUGGAAAAUGACCACCAGGAUAAUGAAUACUACACACCAGUUCUAUUUUAAUUUUUUGUUUUGUCUUCUGUCUGAUAAACUCAAGCAUUGCAGAGUGAUUUAGAUCAGCUAUUUCCAUGUGAGUAAUAAAACCCAGCUGUCCUGGCAA